UGGAUGUGGGCAAUAAUGACGGUGCCUAGGGGUGUGUUUUUACUCCUGCUUUUACAGUGUUUUACCGUAAGAACAUCAGGAACACGUGUCUCCAGCUGUGAUUCAUGUCACGAUGAAGCCGCCUGCCUCGAGUCUAGAGGAAGAGGCGACAUGUCAAGGCAGAUACUCUCUUGUGUCUGUAACGAUGGUUUUGUAGGUGAUGGCCUCAUGUGUUACAAUAUAAAACUCUGUAGUGACUCUUCUUGCUGUAAAGAAGGUUAUCAGUGGUCACCAGACAGGGGCUGUGUGGACACGGACGAGUGCUCUCUUACAGACUCCCCAUGCAAACCAUCUCAGGUUUGCACAAACACUCCAGGCUCUUUCGUAUGCUUGGAGCCUUCCCCCAGCUCCAGAUCAGGUCCCUCCUCCCAGUCUGUCCAGUUCAGCUGUGGCUCCACUGUGUGUCCUUCAGGCACAGACUGUGUCAGAAUGAAUGGGACUCUCCGGUGUGCUGACCCCUGCCAGGAGUACACUGUGCUGAAUGAUGACUGGCGAUCAACAAAUAACACGUCCACCCAGAACCUACACUGUGACCGAAAUGUUGACUGGCAAGGCUGGUAUCGGCUGUUUCUGGGCCAAACCAGUGCUCAUAUUCCAGAGAAGUGUGUGGCUGAAAACAGUUGUGGAACCGAGGGUCCUCUAUGGAUAAAAACCCCUCAUCCCACACAGUCAGGUCAGAUUGUGAGCCGCAAUGUGUGUAACUCAUGGUCAGGAAGGUGCUGUCGUUUCUCCUCACACACUAUCCAUGUCAAGCUCUGCUAUGGAAACUACUUCGUCUACAAACUUGUGCAGCCAAGCACAUGUUCGCUUGCAUACUGUGCAGAGGUGAACGAAGCAACUCCUGAAAAUCCUUCAACCACACCUGAUCCAAGUACAGCGACCUCUUCUGCCAGUCAGGUCAAUAUCACCUCCACCACAGCACCCGACAGCAGCUCAGCAGUUGAGGGUGAGGUCCGUCUGGUUAACAGAGGGAACCAGUCCUGCUCUGGCAGAGUAGAGAUCUUCCAUCGUGGACAGUGGGGGAUGGUGUGUGAUGAUCAAUGGGGCCUGGCUGAUGCUCAGGUGGUGUGCAGACAGAUGGGCUGUGGCAGGGCUCUGUCAGCACCAUCAGCUGCCUAUUUUGGACAGGGCAGUGGACCCAUCUGGAUGGAUGAUGUCUCUUGCACAGGCAGCGAAUCAAAGCUUGGAGAGUGCAGGCACAGAGGGUUUGGAUCACACAACUGUGGACACAAUGAAGACGCUGGUGUCGUCUGUGAAGCUGCUGCACCAGUCAGGCUGGUCAACUCUAAUAACCGCUGCUCUGGCAGAGUGGAGGUCUACCAUGAUGGUCGGUGGACAGUGUGUGACGAUGCCUGGGACCUCAGUGAUGCUAACGUGGUGUGUAGACAGCUGGACUGUGGCCCUCCUCGUUCAGCAUUACUAAAUGCAACUUUUGGACAGGGCAGUGGACCCAUCUGGUUGGAUGAUGUUGGUUGUUCUGGCAACGAAAUAUCAAUAACAGAGUGCAGACAUCCAGGGCUUGGGGUCCACAACUGUAAUCACGUUGAAGAUGCCAGUGUCAUCUGUGAAGGUCAACCAGAAUCUAACAGCACAGUUGUACCCACCACACCUGUUACAACACCUGGGAACAUCACCAUCGCUGAAGUGACAGCUGACAUCCUCUCCACCACAACACCCGACAACAGCUCAGCAGUUGAGAGUGAGGUCCGUCUGGUUAACAGAGGGAACCAGUCCUGCUCUGGCAGAGUAGAGAUCUUCCACCGUGGACAGUGGGCGGUGUGUGAUGAUCAAUGGGGCCUGGCUGAUGCUCAGGUGGUGUGCAGACAGAUGGGCUGUGGCAGGGCAGCACCAUCAGUUGCUUAUUUUGGACAGGGCAGUGGACCCAUCUGGAUGGAUGAUGUCUCUUGCACAGGCAGCGAAUCAAAGCUUGGAGAGUGCAGGCACAGAGGGUUUGGAUCACACAACUGUGGACACAAUGAAGACGCUGGUGUCGUCUGUGAAGCUGCUGCACCAGUCAGGCUGGUCAACUCUAAUAACCGCUGCUCUGGCAGAGUGGAGGUCUACCAUGAUGGUCGGUGGGGGACAGUGUGUGACGAUGCCUGGGACCUCAGUGAUGCUAACGUGGUGUGUAGACAGCUGGACUGUGGCCCUCCUCGUUCAGCAUUACUAAAUGCAACUUUUGGACAGGGCAGUGGACCCAUCUGGUUGGAUGAUGUUGGUUGUUCUGGCAACGAAAUAUCAAUAACAGAGUGCAGACAUCCAGGGCUUGGGGUCCACAACUGUAAUCACGUUGAAGAUGCCAGUGUCAUCUGUGAAGAUAAAUACACACACGCUCAAUUGGCUCCUACACCCACCACUCCUGAUCCCAGACCUGGGACCAUCACCACCGCUGAAGUGACAGCUGACAUCCUCUCCACCACAACACCCGACAACAGCUCAGCAGUUGAGGGUGAGGUCCGUCUGGUUAACAGAGGGAACCAGUCCUGCUCUGGCAGAGUAGAGAUCUUCCACCGUGGACAGUGGGGGACGGUGUGUGAUGAUCAAUGGGGCCUGGCUGAUGCUCAGGUGGUGUGCAGACAGAUGGGCUGUGGCAGGGCUCUGUCAGCACCAUCAGUUGCCUAUUUUGGACAGGGCAGUGGACCCAUCUGGAUGGAUGAUGUCUCUUGCACAGGCAGCGAAUCAAAGCUUGGAGAGUGCAGGCACAGAGGGUUUGGAUCACACAACUGUGGACACAAUGAAGACGCUGGUGUCGUCUGUGAAGCUGCUGCACCAGUCAGGCUGGUCAACUCUAAUAACCGCUGCUCUGGCAGAGUGGAGGUCUACCAUGAUGGUCGGUGGGGGACAGUGUGUGACGAUGCCUGGGACCUCAGUGAUGCUAACGUGGUGUGUAGACAGCUGGACUGUGGCCCUCCUCGUUCAGCAUUACUAAAUGCAGCUUUUGGACAGUGCAGUGGACCCAUCUGGUUGGAUGAUGUUGGUUGUUCUGGCAACGAAAUAUCAAUAACAGAGUGCAGACAUCCAGGGCUUGGGGUCCACAACUGUAAUCACGUUGAAGAUGCCAGUGUCAUCUGUGAAGACUCUGCACUGCAUGAUCACCAGCUAAUUUGCAGCCCUGAUAAACUUCAAAUGGGGCUGGAUUUGGCUGACCUCACCUCAGGUUUGAACCCAUACUCUGGAAACUUGGCAUCUCUUAAUUGCUCCUGGGCCAGAGUACAAAAUAACACGGUGUGGUAUGAAGUAGACGCUGUGGAAGGUGCCUGUGGAAACACUCUGACGACCAACCGCACACAUGCGAUCUACUCCAACAGUUUAUUUGUCUACCCUGUUAUCAAUGGGUCCUUUAACCUUCCUGUGAGCAUCCCCUUCUCCUGUGCGUAUCCCCUGGAAACAGACACCAGCCUGAAUGUGGCUAUCAGACCAUUCCUGCCGUCGUCAUGGGACAUUUUAGGAUCUGGUUCUGGUGCCGAACCCUGUGCCGUCAUGUCUCUUUUCCGUAACUCCGCCUUCACUGAGACUUUCCCAGCUGGAGGGGUCAACCUGCCACUGGGUUCACCUUUGUACGUGGGUGUCUCUGUAACAGAAAGAGAGCUCAGAUUUGUUGUUGUUCUGGAGGAAUGUUACGCCUCUCACUCAUCCGAUCCUCACUAUUACCAGCGAUACUCUCUCAUCCAGAACAAGUGUUCGACCGAUGCCCGACAGGUGUCUGUGAUUGAGAGCGGCAUGUCUUUGCGUGCUCGUUUCUCUGCCCUGCUCUUUCUGCUGGAGGACGAUUAUAGAGCCAUUUAUCUUCACUGCAACAUAAGCCUGUGUGACCGAGAGAGAUUUCACUGUGUCCCAUCCUGUCAAAGGAGGAAAUAUCGCUCUGUUUCCAGCUCUGUUGCUAUGGACCGCGUCACCACUGAACCAAUUGCUUGGGACAAGUCAACUAAGUGAGCUGGUUACACCAACACAUCCCAUAAUGUCAUAUCAUGAAGACGUUUCUCUUAUGCACAAGACAUGAAACUAUUUUAAAAACUGGUUUAACCUUUUAUAAUCAAACUUUUCACACUCACACACAGUCUGUUCUGAUUCU
Molecule: messenger RNA, 4111 nt
Organism: Labrus bergylta (ballan wrasse)
Lineage: Eukaryota; Metazoa; Chordata; Actinopteri; Labriformes; Labridae
Source: RefSeq, a predicted model, not a curated record